Hibiscus syriacus is the source of this 3169-nucleotide messenger RNA. RefSeq names its product protein PAT1 homolog 1-like. The record is from RefSeq and is a predicted model, not a curated record. Gene Ontology annotation, biological process: P-body assembly; deadenylation-dependent decapping of nuclear-transcribed mRNA. NCBI's taxonomy places the organism in Eukaryota, Viridiplantae, Streptophyta, Magnoliopsida, Malvales, Malvaceae. Bases 172 to 2559 code for a protein of 795 amino acids. Gene Ontology annotation, cellular component: P-body. Gene Ontology annotation, molecular function: RNA binding. The transcript has 5 exons.
CCCCCCCCCCUUUCCCUUUCUCUUACUGCUCUAAUCUCCACCUCUCUCUCUCCGAGAGAGAUUUCCCAUCGUUCCCUUAUGUAUCUUUAGGGUUUAAUUUUCUUCUUCUUCUUCUUCUUCUCUGCUAUAUCUGAGCUUAGGAUCUUUCUCUUUCACGUUGGUUUUGUAAAUAUGGAGCGAUCCGAUGGCAAACUUUACAGCAAUUUAUCCUCUCUAUCUUCCUCAGGUAAUGCGGUUUUUGAUGCAUCCCAGUAUGAAUUUUUUGGUCAAAAUGAUCCGGAAGAAGUGGAGCUGGGGGGUCUGGAAGAUGAUGAAGAGGAUGCUCCUGUCUUUGCUUCCACUGAAGAUGAUGAGUACCAUUUUGAUAAAGGAGAGGUUGUAGGUUUAGGUUCUCAAUCUGAUAUGGAUGAUCUAGCUAGUACUUUUGCGAAGUUGAAUAGAGUUGUUACCGGGCCAAGAAAUCCAGGAGUUAUUGGUGAUAGAUCUGGAUCUUUUUCAAGGGAAAGUUCCUCUGCUGCUGACUGGGCUCAAGACGGAGAUUAUGCAUUCAUGAUGGAUCAGCAUAUUUUUGAUGCAGAAGAUGCACAAGAAGGCAAUAGAUGGUCUUCACAGCCACAAACUUCUUCUCAUCUUUCAGUUUCAAAGCCUUUGUAUAGAACUUCCUCGUAUCCUGAGAAGCAACCAAUGCUGCAUCGCUUCUCAAGUGAACCAAUUUUUGGACCAAAAUCAAACUUCAUGCCUUUCCCUGCUCCUGGCAGCCAGCAGUCUUUACCUGCCCACUUUAAUAUUUCUACACUUUCCAGUGGAUUUCAGCCACCCUUCUCUACAGCAAGCCUCUCUCCAUUGUUCAAUUCCAGUCUUCAACUGGCUGGUUUAUCUCAUGGAUUGCAUGGUGGUGGAAACAUGUCCCAGUUAAUAUCUCCUGGCCUAUCUUUUAGUAGCAAGUCACAGAGUCACUGGAUUAACCACUCUGGUCCAUUACAUGGUGAUCAUGCUGGUCUUUUGCAUAAUAUGUUGCAACAGCAAAUACCUCAUCACAAUGGCCUAAUUUCCCCACAGUUAAUGUCACCACAACAACAGAGAUUGCACCAUUCAAUUCAACCAUCUUUUGCUCAUUUCGCAUCAUUGCAAUCUCAACUGUAUAAUGCCCAUCAUUCAUCACAUAAACUUAUGGUUGGACAAACUGAUCUUAGGGAUCAACGAACUAAAUUGUCCCAAAGAAAACGGCAGAGCAUGCGUAUUUCUCAGCAAAACUCUGAUACCGGUAGCCAGAAAAGUGAGAGUGGCUUGGUACAAUUCAGAUCCAAGCAUAUGUCUUCUGAAGAGAUAGAGAGUAUCCUGAAGAUGCAGCAUGCUGCCACACGUAGUAAUGAUCCUUAUGUAGAUGAUUAUUACCACCACGCUUGUCUUGCCAGAAGAUCUUUCGAACCCAGGGGUAAACGUAAUUUUUUUCCAUCUCACCUGAAGGACUUGCAUUCUCGGUCCCGUAACAGUGGAGAGCAGCUUUUGCAUCUACAUGUUGAUGCACUUGGGAAGGUACCCCACUCUUCCAUUCGAAGACCUCAUCCCCUGCUUGAAGUUGAUCCUCCCUUAGGUUCAGGUGAUGGAGGUUCUGAACAGAAAACGGAGAAGCCUCUAGAGGAGGAACCUAUGCUUGCAGCUAGAAUCACCAUUGAAGAUUGUCUCUGUCUUCUUCUUGAUAUAGAUGAUAUUGACAGGGUCAUACAAUUCAGUCCACCCCAAGAUGGUGGGGUCCAGCUCAGACAGAGGCGGCAGAUCCUGCUUGAAGGUAUUGCAGCAUCACUUCAGCUUGUUGAUCCACUUAGCAAUGGUAUGCCUGCAGUUAACUGUGCUCCAAAAGAUGACAUUGUGUUCCUAAGAUUAGUCUCUCUUGCAAAGGGUCGUAAGCUGCUCUCCAGGUUCCUUCAGCUUCUCAUCCCUGGAAGUGAGCUUAUUCGAAUAGUGUGCAUGGCGAUUUUCCGCCACUUGAGAUUCUUGUUUGGUGGUCUUUCUUCUGAUCCGGAAGUAGCCGAGACAACUACUAAUCUUGCGAAGACUGUUUCGACAUGUUUUAAUGUUAUGGAUCUUCGUGCUCUCAGCGCAUGUGUUGUAGCCGUUGUUUGUUCUUCAGAGCAACCACCACUUAGGCCCCUCGGAAGUCCUGCUGGAGAUGGUGCUUCUAUCAUUUUAAAAUCAGUUCUUGAAAGGGCCAGUCAACUUUUAAGUUAUCCUUCAGGAAAUUGCAGCAUGCCUAAUUAUGCUUUGUGGAGGGAGUCGUUUGAUGAAUUUUUCAUGCUUCUUACCAAGCAUUGCAUGAAAAAAUAUGAGAUGAUAAAGCAGUCAAUGCAGAACGAGUCUCUGCCAACAACAGAAGGGAUUGGUUCAGAGGUUGUAAGGCGAGAAAUGCCUUGCGAGCUUCUAUUUGCUAGUCUUCCUCAUACAGAUGAAGCGCAGAGGAAGCUUUUAAUGGACUUGUUUCAGCGUUUUGUACCCAUGGAUGGAUCCAAUUCCCAAGCUGGAAGUGCCAGCCAAAUAAAUUCUGAAUCAGUGAGGGGUUAAGAAAGUACCAGCCAAAUAAAUUGCUUGAUGGAUUGUGGAAUGGGAGGGCGGAAGCCAGGUGCUGUGUGUUUCACUACAGGAGUCUGGUUUAGAGGGGACAGCAUCAAGUUAUUAUGCAUUGCGUUGUGUUGCACACUUUGUUUUUUGUUGAUUGUCAUUGCCCCUCUUUCCUCUCUCAACUCUCCCCACCCCUCUUUUAUCUUUUAUCGUGCUUUGUUUUACAGGUUUUAAGAAAGGUAAAAAAUCUGGAGAGAGAAGGGACCGAAGAAUUGGAAGAUGGUAGCAGUAGUAAGGUAUGAAUUGUGUAUAUUAAUUAUGACGGGAGUUGUGGGGAGCUUUAUUUUGGUGCUCUGUUGUGAGACUCCAGGGUUGGAAGUUAGAAAGAAUAUGUGCAGCUUGCUGAAGCAGUCAACCUUUCUUUUGAUUCUAAUGCUGUUUAGUUGCAUUAGUUUCUGAGGUAGUCUCAACCCAACGUGUUAUUGUUGUUUGUUUUCAUUCUGUGUAUUUUGUAAUUCCAAGGGGCUUGUAUAAUAAACUUCAACUCCUACUUUUUAUUCGUUUCUGUUAUUGGUAUUUAUGAAGGCUUAGAACUGAACUUGCUAUCGUUUGA